AUGGUCGCUCUAGGAACCCCAUUCCAAUGUCUUACCUAUUCUCUCUUGCUUCUUCCCAUCCUGCUUCUCACUAUCUACUUCCUGGCUGCUUUUCCCAAUCCUCCAGAAACCGUGUAUCUAUAUCCUGGGUUGUCAUCGUUACCUCUAUCAUGCAAAAGUUGGAAACUAUAUCCGGAGGACUUUUAUCAAGGAGGCGCAUACGCGUCUUUUCCGUAUGGGAAGACGAGAUACUUUUUGAUGGGGCCUCAUGAUGGAAAGAAGAUUGUUCUUAUCCAUGGGCUAUCUGUUCCUGCAAUGAUAUGGAAGGAUGUAGCGCCUAAUCUGGUAGCACGAGGCUAUCGCGUUCUAUUAUAUGACUUGUAUGGUCGCGGGUACUCAGAUGGACCUCAAACUAAAUAUAACAGCAAUUUAUACAUCACUCAACUCGCACUGUUGAUGCAACACGUCAAGUGGGAUAAGGCCGUUCUUGUAGGUGUUUCUAUGGGAGGCGGGCUGGCUGCUGCUUUCACGGCUUCCUUUCCUGACCUUGUGGAGGACCGGGUGAUCAUUAUUUCGUCCGCGGGUCUCGUCCUCACCUCAGAUAUGUCACGGACUACAAAAAUAAUGUCUCUGCCUCUUGUUCAAACCUUGACUUCUAGCCUCAAAUUCUUGCAACAUCUGACAGAUUCCUCAAAUGAUACGGCACCAGUAGAUCCAUUACAAGAAAUCGUACGACUUCAAUCAGCUCAUUUACCAGGUUUUAACGCAGCAAUUUCGUCGUCCUUGCGAGACGGUCCUGUUCGAGGCGAAUAUCGGAGUUUUUCGAGCAGUGUCUGGGACGCACGCAAACUGCUUAUCAUCCAUGGUACAAACGAUAAUACGGUUCCGUACAAAUACGCAUCUAUGAUUCAAACUGCCUUGUCUCAAGGUUGUCAAUCUGAAAUCGUUACCAUCGAUGGCGGCGGUCACGAUCUGACCAUCAGUCAUCCGGAGACCAUCGUGAAUCAAAUAGACAGAUGGAUUUUGACCCCUUGACCGUAUCCUUUUCAUCUUACUCUCAUUUCCAUAUCGCCCCUCUCGGAAACCUCACAUUCUUUGUCUAACGUCUUUAUCUUAGAGAGCUUACAAUCAAUCUUACACUACCGCGAAUAAUUCACGUUACUACAUCGACUAUUUUUCUUUUUGUACGAGCUACUUGUUCAAGUUGCCUUUGAUUCUAUGAUCUUUAUGCCCUUCGUUCGUGUUACAUCUUUUACUUCACU
Lentinula edodes (shiitake mushroom) is the source of this 1241-nucleotide messenger RNA. Its product is annotated as Alpha/Beta hydrolase protein. The record is from RefSeq and is a predicted model, not a curated record. NCBI's taxonomy places the organism in Eukaryota, Fungi, Basidiomycota, Agaricomycetes, Agaricales, Omphalotaceae. The transcript is spliced from 9 exons. Bases 1 to 1014 code for a protein of 337 amino acids.